Molecule: messenger RNA, 367 nt
Organism: Paramuricea clavata
Lineage: Eukaryota; Metazoa; Cnidaria; Anthozoa; Malacalcyonacea; Plexauridae
Source: the annotation of a GenBank genome assembly
AUGUGUGUUACCGAACUGGCCAACCCAGAGCUGGUAUGCAAAAGCGUUUCACAUGAUGACACAGGAACCAGUUUACAUCAAAGCCAGCAAAAGUCUUCUCGGCCUACCAAGUCAUCCACAGGAAAUACAUCCAAUUUGGCAAAAAAUAAACCUUAUAAUCUGCCUCUUGUCCGGGAGAAACUAGAAAGAUACGAUUUAUCAGCUGACGCAAAAGAGAUCAUUAUGGCUUCGUGGAGACCAGGUACAUCAAAACAGUACAAAACAUACUUAGAUAAAUGGCAGGUUUAUUGCAAGGAACAGCAAAUUGAUGUAAUUAAACCAGGCUUGGAGAAUGCCAUUGAGUUUCUUGUUUCACUGUACCAUUUAG